AUGUCGCGUGAUCGUAACGAGAAACGCUUAUUGUCAAUACAUGAACUCGAGAUCAAAAGACAACAUGUUCUGCAUGAGAUCGAGAUGAUUCAUCGCGAUGAGGAGGCGCGACUGAUGAAACUGAAAGUGCUGUCUUCCAAGGACGAGAACGCGCGUCUGAAAGAAGCGGCCGGCAACAAAGGAGCCGAAAGCCAAGAACUCGCCAACUUACUCGCUACGCUACGUCAAGAGCUCCAUGAGGCGCACCACGCAGCGCGAGGGCAGGAAGCCAAGUCAAAGAAGCAGAGCAACGAAAUUGCGGCCCUCAAGGUUGAGCUAGAAUCUCUCAGAGGCUCAGUGCAAGAUUCUGGACAUAUUCUCCAAGAAAAGCUCACCCUUGCGCGUGAGCUCGAUCGCCUACGUCCUGAAAUAGAGCACCUGCGCUCGCAGUUAUCCAGCCAUCGAUCGGUCAUUGCUGAGAAACAUGCUCUCCAACGACAAGUUGAUACUCUGGAAGUGGAACUCGAUAACCAAAAGCGUUCUAAGCAGAAGCUGCAGGAUGAAGAGCAGAAGCAAGCACUUGAUGAGCUAAGGUCGCAGCUCGCCGACGCAGAGAGGAUGAUUGCUGCAGAGAAGCGCGAGAGCGAGAAAGUCGCCAAGGCAGACGAAAAUACCACCGCAGAAGUGAGUAGCAACAUGGAACGCCUUGAGGAGCGGGCAGUCGCAAUGAAGGAGAAGGUCAAGAGUCUGCAACAGGACCUUAAGAAAGUCAGGGGGGAACUUGAUCAAGAGCGCGCUGCGCACGAGGCCACGCGCCUAGCGAUGCAAAAGCUAAAGAAACCGACACAACAAGCAGUGCCUGCGGCUAAGAAACGAAAGGUCGAGGAAAGUAGCUUUGCCGACAUCACAAUCGAAACACCUGGCAACGAGAGUCAGCAUGAAAAACACGGGGUCAAGAAACGAGGAUUCAGUCAUGCGCCAAUGGGCGAGAAAUCCCACUUCUCGGUCACACCCUUCUUGAACCGCAAGAAACCUAUCGAGGAGGAACUCGAGCUCGAACACGAAGAUGCUACAGCAAGUAUGGUGCCAGACGAUCUAACGGCGGUGUCAGAGGCUGAGAACAUGGCGAAUGAAUCCGCGGAGGAGGAGCGACCAGCCAAGACGAAGGCCCGAGGAAAGGCCCCAGGCAAACGGCUGGCAGACAUCGACACUGAACCGAUGGCGAUGGAUGGGCAGGAGAUGGCUGAAGCUGAUCCUGUGCCCCAAGUGCGCCCAGAAACCGGACAACCAGCAAAGCCCAAAACAAAGCUCGCCCAAGCCGAUGCCUAUCAACUUGGGCAACCCACGGCAAAGCGAGCUCCCCCAGCUGAGAUUGAUGCCAAGAGGAGGAAACGUAAGCUGGGAGGGAACAGCACUUUCUUUGACGAGGAGGACGAAGCCGAUGAGCCCCCAGCGCCCUCUUUAGCAAAGCCAAAUCUUGCCGGAAAGCGCAAGAAGACGCAGCUGGGCGGCGUUGCCAAUGCUUUCGCCAAGACGACUUUCUCGCCUCUUAAACGUGACAGGCCAAAGGGGCUGUCAAGCAACGCGUGUGCCAGCGCCAUGGCCUCGGCGCAGAGCUUCACUGUAGCGAACCUCUGUCUGCGCGGCCUUUCGAGGCUCAAUACCGCCUUUCACAGAGCCCAGUCGCAUUCUUCACGGCAGCCUGUGCGAUGUGCUUCGUCGACAUCGCGAUGGAAACAGCGCCAGGGACGCGAUGCCUACGCCAAGGACGCCAAAGUCCAGGGCCUGAAGAGUCGCGCCGCCUUCAAGUUGCUUGAACUCAUGUGCUCGAAGGGUUAUGCGCCAGGCAGCUGGUCCCAGGUCGCGUUGGAGCGCACGAAACCACAUGGCAAGGUUAUAGGCAUUGACCUGAUUCCUGCGCAAGCGCCCCGUGGUGUUAUCACAUUCCAAGGCGACUUUCUGUCACCAAUGGUGCAGAAGCUCGUUAAAAACUUGAUUACAGAAACAGAUCGACGCAAGCCAAAGACACAACCGCCCGCAAGCACCGACGACGAAAACAUCGCGGACGAGACCGCCAAGAUCGCAAUUGAGCGGCCAAGCUACAUUGACCUGGAACGGCAUGCCAGUCAGAGUACCGGAGAUCUGCCAGAGGAAACAGGAUCAAGCCAAGGACGCCUUGUAGAUGUUGUUCUCAGUGAUAUGUCAGCACCCUGGGACCAAACCUCCGGGUUCAAUAUGAACACAAUGAGUAAUCCCUAUCAUAGGCUUAUGAACACGAGCGGCGUCGCUUUCAGAGAUCACGCUGGAAGCAUGGAUCUAUGUAACACCGCUCUGGAAUUUGCCAGUGACACCCUGAGACCGGGUGGCCACUUUGUCUGCAAAUUCUAUGCCGGGUCUGAGGAUAAGGCGCUCGAGCAAAGACUCAAAAAGCUCUUCAGCAGGGUAUACAGGGAGAAACCAGAGUCGUCAAGAAGCGUGCGCGCCCACUCUGUCGUGACAUUGGGUGUUCGUUCGGCUAACGACAGCAGGAAAGCAAGGAGGCAUACCUAA
Molecule: messenger RNA, 2529 nt
Organism: Emericellopsis cladophorae
Lineage: Eukaryota; Fungi; Ascomycota; Sordariomycetes; Hypocreales; Bionectriaceae
Exons: 8
Coding region: 1-2529 (842 amino acids)
Biological process (GO): RNA methylation
Cellular component (GO): mitochondrion
Molecular function (GO): rRNA (uridine-2'-O-ribose)-methyltransferase activity
Source: RefSeq, a predicted model, not a curated record